CGCCUAAUACAAAGCUCUACAUCAUGAGAUCAGAGUACUGCUGCCUACCCUUGCUUCAUCCAACGAAGGGACAGAAAAUAGGAAAUAGUUUAAACCCUCGGCAGAUGGUCACAUUUCUCAUAAAGAAGCUUCUACCAGAGCCUUUCAGAAAAAAUGUACAAAAAACAAACAUCCCCCCAGAUUUCUUUGAGGCAUUCAGAACAUUUCUUAACGUGAGACUCCCGCUAGAGCAUAAAGAGGAUGAUGCUUCAAUAAGACUCUACAUUUACGAUGCGUGCAGACUUAAGAAAAGGAACAGGCGCAAGGAAGCAGAAGCUCGCGAGGAAAAGAUCAAAAAUGGAAUCCCAAUAAAGAAACGUAAAGGCAGAGAGUCAACAACUUAAGAUAAGAGAAAAUAGAAAGUUACAAGGUACAAUUGUUGAUGGUACCUUUUAGUAGCAUUUCAAUGUGAUUGACAUACAAAAAGAAUUGCUACA
Messenger RNA from Frankliniella occidentalis (western flower thrips), 476 nucleotides. RefSeq lists its product as uncharacterized. Bases 24 to 383 code for a protein of 119 amino acids. The record is from RefSeq and is a predicted model, not a curated record. The transcript is spliced from 2 exons. NCBI's taxonomy places the organism in Eukaryota, Metazoa, Arthropoda, Insecta, Thysanoptera, Thripidae.